UUGUACAUUUACACUGCAGGAUCUGGCUGCUUUUCUUGUUGUUCUGGCUGGUACAAGGGAGGCGGAUGGCUCCCCCAGGUUUUGUAGAGAGCAGUUGCCACUCCAGGAUUUUUUGGAUGAAACUGAAUAAACUCUUUCUCCAAGGAAAGUUCUUCCAGCUGGAAAUCAAUGAUCCUUAUGCCGGCCCUGUUCUGCUGGAUGAGAAACUAGCAUCUCGCUGUGGCUAUGUCCUGUCAGAAGAUGUAUGGGGCAACCCCAUCUUCCGGGCGUCAGUGCUUGGCUGUCAUGUGGCCAAUGAGGCAGAUGAGCUGUUCUCACUUACUGUGAACAUCAGGGUGUCUUCGUUUCCAAGCAUGAGAGCAGCUGUGACCUACAUCUACCCCAUGUACUGCUCCUACUCUUCCUGGGCUCCAAGAGAAAUUGUGUGUGAAGAAAAUUACAUGGAGGUAUCAGUGAAGACUGAUGUCCCUGCAGUUUCAAACGACUACACUGUAGCAUGGAUGUCAGCAUUACCAGAGACUCAAAAUCUUGCAUACCAGCUAUGGCAACUGAUGUUUGUUUCUCCAUCAGGGAGAAAGAGAAUAAUGGUAAGCGAUGCAGCUAAACUAGGCUACAGCUUCAAUAACACACUGUCUCGAGUUUAUCUCCGUGCACCCUAUCACAGCAAUGAGUCUGAUUUCAGCACGGUUGGUGGUGUAAAUAUGAACAUGGUCACUUCCACUUCCAUGUACAGGCAGCGGUGGCUGCUUUUGCUGAUUGACACAACUGUCUCCUGCCCUGUUGAUGGUACCAGCUUCACUGAUACUACGUUAACAUGGACUGUGCCAAGUAUUAUCCCCACAUUAGUGCUUCAAGAAUCCACCUUUUUGUCCAAAAGCAUUUCAAUGGGAGUCAAUGGCCAAGUCAUAGCAAAACCUCAGGAGAAGAACUACUUACUGGAGCACAACAACACACAUAUUGGAAUAACUAUCCCAAUUGGAGCAGAAGGAGGGAAACUAAAGAGCUCUGUAUCUGGUGGUGUGUAUGGAGUUAUUUACAGCAUUGACUUGUUCUUGGAGCACACAUGGACAGAUGCAGAUUGGCAAACCACUAAGUAUACUGUCAUCAAACCAAUCGUUACACCUUUUAUACCACAAAUACCAACUGUUAUCAACAAUACUCUGCCAGAGGAAAGGAUAUUUAAUGUUGCAUUUGGACAUUUUCUUCCCGAUGUCUCUCUGGUGUCAAUCACAGUAGGAAAUGUGCCCUUUACCCUAAGACAGGCACAACAUCAGGGGUAUAAGAUUUAUGAAACUCCUUUUUCUAAUACAACAAAAGGAUUCAUCUUGGAAGUCCCUUUUGAUGAUCCAUAUGUUCUAAAGGAGUACGUGAAUAAAAAUGAAACAAAAUAUACCCUUCUUCUUAACUACACUCUAAGUGUGGGUCCAGAGAUGACACUCUAUCACCAUUCAGCAGAGUUGGAAUGCAUAAUUGCUGAUAUCGAACUACCAGAAGCAGUUGGUUACUGUGAUAAAGAAAACCUGUAUUUAGCCAUUCCUAUUUUAGGCCUGCACCAGUACUGGAACCUAUAUAUUGGUAACAAACUUCUGAACCGGCACACUGUACUUACAAAUGGGUAUUUUGCAGCUACCAAUUCUACCCACCUGAUCUUGCAAAUACCUUUGUUUGCUAUAGGAGUUAUCUAUGAGGAAGUGUCCUUUCAGAAAAUCAAAGCAAGGUUUGAUGUUGCCCUGAGGAAAGUGAGAACUUUGGAGACCUUAGAGAUAUUCUCCACUAGAUGCAAUUUUAAUUCUUCAGCAUUUAUAGUAUGCCACCCAGACGGAACUAUAAUGAUAUCCGCCCAAAUGAAGACAAUUCCUGCUAUUGAUAUGAGUAAAACUAAACUAAGGGACAGCUCUUGCAAGCCUAAAGAAUAUAAUAAAGAACAUGCCUUCUUCAAGUUCCAUGUCACCACUUGUGGCACUUCCGUAAGGUUUGAAGGUGAUCACAUUAUUUAUGAAAACGAAAUCUCUUAUGAAAAAGAGACUAUCCCAGGACGAAGUCUGUCAACAAUCACAAGAGAUACAGACUACAGAUUAACAGUCUUGUGCUACUAUCAAGCAAAGGAGACACUGAUGCUGGGUGCCUUCGUUGGUGAUUCAUCUGCACACACGUCGCCUGCCUUUGGCUCUGGUACAGUGGUGCCAAGAUCGAAUAUUGCAGUAUACAGAAGGAUAAGACAAGUCCUGAAUGUAGUUUCAAGGGUGUCAAAAGAUGAGUCUUUCCUGGAAUUCUAUGAACCGAAUAUGGCCAUACUCAGACGAUCCUUGGACCCUGUGUUUCUUGAGGUUGAGCUGAAAGAUGAAAGUCCUGAAGCAGAAUUAUUCUUGGAUAAUUGCUGGGUCACUGAGUCUCUAGACUUUAACAGCACCUCAAGAUGGAAUAUCACUGUGGAUGGGUGUGAGAUUAACAGCAAUGAGUUUGUUGUGGAUUUCUGUCCAGUAACUGUUAGCAGCAGAGUGAAACAUCCGUCACAUUUUAAAAGGCUAGCAGUAAGGAUCCUGACACAUCCUUUGGAACAGGUGUACGUGCACUGCUCACUGGCAGUCUGCUCUCCUACCAACAUAUUACAUGGCAGCCUCUGCAGAGGACAAUGCAGCUCAAGCAUGGAGAGGAGGGUCGGUCUCCAGGGCUACAUACUUGCUGGACCAAUCUGGAUUACUGAUCCAGAUCUAAGAUGA
Messenger RNA from Tinamus guttatus (white-throated tinamou), 2720 nucleotides. The record is from RefSeq and is a predicted model, not a curated record. NCBI's taxonomy places the organism in Eukaryota, Metazoa, Chordata, Aves, Tinamiformes, Tinamidae.